UGAGAAACUUAUUCAGGGCGAAAAACUCCCGCGUUUGCAGGAGGCUCAGUUACCAAGGAGACGAGAGCUGUGGCGCUAGUCUCUGCUAGCCGUUAAGCUAGCGGUUAAACUCCGAGAACGACUAGAAAGGGCUAUCGUGCUGCAUGUGUAUGUGUAAGGGGACAUUGGUAUCAUGGCGGAGCUCCACAUUAUCGGCCAGAUUGUUGGGGCUACUGGUUUCCCGCAGAACAGUCUAUUUUGCAAAUGGGGAGUCCACACGGGAGGAGCAUGGCGUCUCCUGUCCGGGCUGAAGGAGGGUCAGACCCAGGUGGAUGUCCCCCAAACAGGAGACACGGCGUACUGGAGUCACCCCAUCGAUCUGCACUACGCGACCAAGGGACUCCAGGGCUGGCCAAAGCUUCACCUCCAGGUGUGGCACCAGGACUCUUUCGGCCGCUGCGAGUUGUACGGUUACGGGUACUGCCACGUCCCGUCUAGCCCCGGACACCACCGGAUAAACUGCGGGACCUGGAGGCCGCUCGGCUCCUGGCAGGAGCAGUUGGCACAAAAGUUUGUCGGCGGAGGACCGCAGCUCCGCAGCCCGGACCUCAUCUACAGCGGGGCGGACAGAUACAGGCUGCACACCGAGGCCAUGGGGACGGUGGAGCUGGAGCUAGGCAUCGUCAUGAGACACUUUGACAAAUAUGGCGUCGAGAGUUAACUCUGUGACAUAAAACAAGACUU
Messenger RNA from Anarrhichthys ocellatus (wolf-eel), 723 nucleotides. RefSeq names its product B9 domain containing 2 (gene b9d2). NCBI's taxonomy places the organism in Eukaryota, Metazoa, Chordata, Actinopteri, Perciformes, Anarhichadidae. The record is from RefSeq and is a predicted model, not a curated record. Gene Ontology annotation, biological process: cilium assembly. The coding region runs from base 173 to 700 and encodes 175 amino acids. The transcript has a single exon. Gene Ontology annotation, cellular component: MKS complex.